Messenger RNA from Toxotes jaculatrix (banded archerfish), 1823 nucleotides. It is a transcript of the gene heyl, whose product is annotated as hes related family bHLH transcription factor with YRPW motif like. Gene Ontology annotation, molecular function: RNA polymerase II cis-regulatory region sequence-specific DNA binding; DNA-binding transcription factor activity, RNA polymerase II-specific; protein dimerization activity. The transcript has 5 exons. The coding region runs from base 367 to 1368 and encodes 333 amino acids. Gene Ontology annotation, cellular component: nucleus. NCBI's taxonomy places the organism in Eukaryota, Metazoa, Chordata, Actinopteri, Toxotidae. The record is from RefSeq and is a predicted model, not a curated record. Gene Ontology annotation, biological process: regulation of neurogenesis; anterior/posterior pattern specification; circulatory system development.
CUUAUGCCAGUGAUAGAGUAAAAGACUAAAGCAGCUUGUGAAUUUACUUAGUUGUCAUGGGCCCUUGGGGGUCGAUCAAGUGGCACCACUGACUCACAGAGGAGACGAACGAAGACACAUGAAGAAACAACAACAACAAAAAAAAAACCAACACAAGUGACAAGAAGUAACUAAGGACAACAAAGCUUUUGUAAGUAAGAGCUCAAGAGAAACGCAACAGAGCGAGGGGCAAACAGGGUGAGCCUUUCAUCCAGAGGGGAGACAGUCUUUAGUGUGUUGCCUCCACGCAGCAGAGAGAGCAGCCGACAAGAUCACCCAGAUCCUUCACUCCAUCGUCCAUCCAUUCGUCUAUCCAGUGAGGAAGACAUGAAGAGACCUCACGACUACAGUUCCCCAGACUCGGACACAGACGAGUUUAUUGACGUGGGACAAGAAGACAGCUAUUGCCCAGUCACCGGGUCCAUGUCUCCUGGCAGCGCCUCACAGAUUCUGGCCCGAAAGAAGAGAAGAGGGAUAAUAGAGAAAAGGCGCAGAGACCGGAUCAACCACAGCCUGUCAGAGCUCCGCAGACUGGUGCCCAGUGCUUUUGAGAAACAGGGCUCAUCUAAGCUGGAGAAAGCAGAGAUUCUGCAGAUGACAGUGGACCACCUCAAACUGCUGCAUGCCAUGGGGGGAAAAGGAUACUUUGAUGCGAGGGCCUUGGCAGUCGACUACAGGACCCUGGGUUUUAGGGAGUGUGUUGGGGAGGUGGUGCGGUACCUCAGCUCCCUUGAGGGGGAGUCCCCGGACCCUAUAGGAGCCCGCCUGGUCUCCCACCUCUCCCACUGUGCAAGUGAGCUUGACCCUCUCCUCUUACAGACACCCCCAGCCUCCACCUUACCCUUCCCUCCUUGGCCGUGGGCAUCCUUCCCUCAGAUCUCCCCCAGCUCGCCAGCUUCUUCCUCACCUCCUUUCCCCAAUGGGCGAAGAGAUCUUGCCCUGCUGGGGAGCUACCCAUCGCCUGCCUCCCUCCGCCUCGCCCCCCUGGCUGGCUGCCAGCAGGGUGCACCGCCGCUCCUUGCGCCUACAGCUCUGGCCACCGUGCACAGGAUGCCCUCCCUCGCAGCGUCCCCAGCCUUAGCCCCCUCUAGACCAACCCAGCCGUCCCCUCACUGCGCCACCAGGGCCUCGCCUCUUCCUCUUCCCACCCCUUCCUCUUCCUCUCCUUCCACCUCCUCUUCCUCCUCUUCUACUUCAUCAUCCUCUGCUCCACCGCAAGUCUCUUUCAGGCCCUUUGCACCUCUGGGGUCUCCCACAGCCCAGCGCAGGGGCUUGAGCGGAUCAGCCAAGGCUGCCCAGGGAUGGGGGACAGAGAUCGGAGCUUUCUGAGGCUCAACUCCGCUUUUGUUUUCCAAAUGAACUUUAUACAGUGGACACUGAGCUCCCAUGUGCUCUAUGUAGCAAAUAUGAUACCUUUGGAGAAAGAAGUAUUGGACCUUUGAUGAUUGUCGCCACCUUUAAGGGACACUAAAAGCCAUAUCAGACUAUGGGGGAAGUUUUAGAUAAACAAUCAUUUAUAAUAAAAGAAUGGAGGAAUGUGAAGGAAUAGAAGAUUUGAAUAAAUUUAUGUUCAUGAUCGUGCUUGACAAAUACACACAUAGAAGAGUGUCCGACAGAGCCAUAUAAAUAUAUAUCCCUCACCAGGGUGAUGUUGAAUUUUCACUGAUCUUUUAACUGUGAUAUUUGUUUUGUUGUUGUUUUUUUUCCCAAAACAUUUAUACAUUUGAUUUCCUUUUCCAACUCUGAAGAAUGUUUGACAAAAAUCUCUAUAAAAACUAAGUGCC